AUGGGACACAGGCGGAACUCCUCGUGCCGCGGGGAAUUUCCUUUCUUCUCUCGUUACCGCAACGCUCUGAAUUCUACUGGAUUUGCCGUGACGGACGGGGGCGAAGAUGGCGCCUUCGUUCUGAACGGCCGUGCUUAUAUUGCGGACGCGGACCGUGGAAGCGCCGCUCUCGUCCUGAGUGCGUCGGACGGCGGUAGUAGCCCAAGUAGCGCGGAGGCCAGUGAGGGGAGAUCCGCGGGUUCCGCAUUCACUUCCGCCGCGCUCUCGCCUCCGCUCAGCGGUGGAGGCUCGGCGCUCUCGUUCUCGGCGCGCUUCACGUUCCAGCUGGAGGGGCAGAACGAGGCUGACGUGGCAACGGGGCUUGCGCUCGUCAUCACUGGCGGACCCAACACCGCCGUCGGCCCGCCUAGCCUUGCCGGCUAUGGCGGCGCCGCCUUCAAUGCCAGCCUGGCAGUGGUACUAAGCGGCCGCCCGCCCAUCUCUGCCGGCGUGCUGCUGGGCGGCAAGACGGGCGGCGCUGGCAGAUGGGCGGCUCUCAACCCCUCGUCCCAUGACGCACCGCAUCUCCUGGUCCCGGGGGUGCAACAGCACGCCUGGGUGGACUACGACGCCUCCCUCGCCUCCCUCCGCCUCUUCCUCGGCGGCUCCUCCCCCACCAAGCCUGCAGCUCCGGUGCUCUCCGAGCCUGUCGACCUGGCUCGGGCGCUUGGCUUGGCACCAGAUGGCAGCUGCGCGGGCGGCGGGGGCGAGGUGGCGGUGGGCGGCGGUGGUUGUCUGUUUGUGGGGUUCACGGGAGGGACUGAAGCAACGGAUGAAGCUGAGAUGGCUGCAGCUGGGAUUGCAGAGGGAGUGGCCAGUAGAAAGAAAACAAUGCAAGUUAUAAUUCGCAUUUCCUGCGUUGGCUUCUCCUCUUCCUCCUCUGCUUCUUCCGGUCUCUACUCGCCCUUCUUCGUCCUCUCUGGGGAUGCUCAGGUCGGGCCCGGACCGAACUUCCCCAUCUGGCUCGACACAACCACCAAUGCUGCCGGCUGUGCCUUCUCCAUCCCGAGCCUCAGCCUCAGCCUCGGCAGUGGUCCGGUGGCGUUUGAGGCGGCGUUUUCGUUCUCGUUUGCAGCAAGUGCGGAUUACAACAGCUGGGGCAGUCGAGGGCUGGCCUUUGUGCUCACUGCCGGGGAGAAGACCGCCUGUGGCCGCAGCUCCGCCAGCAACAUCGGGUAUGGAUCGGCCCCCAACGCGUCCUUUGCAAAGAGCAUAGCGGUGGAGCUGAGGGCUCGGCCGACGGCGUGUGUGGCGGUGGUGGUGGGCGGGCUGGUGGCCGGCGACAACUGUGCCGACUCCGAUGCGAUGGCGCUGCUGCCGCCUGAACAGGCGUUCACGCUGAACGAGCCGCAGCACAUGUGGAUGAGUUACGACGGCAGCAGUGGCGUGCUGCAGGUGUUUGUCUCCCCAGGCGCGGCCACCAAGCCCUCGGCGCCCGUGUUGGUGGCGCCCAUGGAUGUGGCGGCGGUUCUGGGAGGCACGGCGGGGCUGUCGGUGGGCUUCACAGGCGCGUCGUGGUGGACAUGGGUGGACGACCUUGAAGACCACCUCAUCCACUCCCUGUCUUUUGAAGCUGUCACUCCCGGGUCCCAGCAGUCACUUCCGCCCUCCCCUGCGCCCACCACGUGCCACCUCGCCCCCUCCAACACGCGUCUCACCUGUUCGGGCUUUGCGGGCCGCUCAGCCUUCCGCCUGAACGGCUAUGCCCACGUGGGGCCCGCCCCCUCCUUCCCCCUCGUCCUCGACACCGGCGGCACCGCUGGCAGUGCGCUCACCCUCGCUGACCUGGCGCUCUCUCUGGAUUCGUCCACGUCAGCAGCAACAGCAGGGGGAGGAACAGGAAAAACAGCAGCAACAGCAGCAGGAAAAACAUCAGGAGAUACAGCAACAGCAGCAGUGGCGUUUGAGGCGGCAUUUGCGUUCUCGGUGUGGACGGAGACGUCGUAUGGCUACCGGGGCAGCAGGGGCCUGACGUUUGUCAUUAGCAGCGGAGACAAGACUGCGUGCGGGUCGAGCAAGAUGGGAGCCAUAGGGUACGGGGGAGCAGCACCAGGGGCGUUCAAUGGGAGUGUGGCGGUGGAGGUGCGGUCGGGGCCCACCUCGUGUGUGGCUGUGGUGGUGAACGGCGUGGCUUCAGGUGACAACUGCGCUGCUGCUGACCACAUGACCGGCCUCACAGGCGAUCAGAAAAUAGCACUGAGCGAGAGGCAGCACGCGUGGGUGGCAUACGACGGCACAUCCCAGUCAUUGGAGGUCUAUCUGGGUGGCAGCGACGGCUUAAAGCCCGAGGAGCCGGUGCUGCGGGCGUCGCUUGAUCUUGUGGCAGUCAUUGGUGCCACGUCAGCGUCUGUGGGAUUCACAGCUGGCACGUGGUGGUGGGGAUGUGGCGACACAGACGACCACCACCUCAUCCACUCCUUCUCCUUCAACACCGUGUCCCCUGGGUUCUUGCCAGCAGCGCAGCCAACACAGGCGCCCACCUGCGAAACCACCGCCUCCUCUCUGCACUGCACUGGGUUCGCCGGCUCCACCCCCUUUGACCUCAACGGCUACGCGCAGCUCGGCCCGGCGCCGCACUUCCCGCUCUGGCUCGACUCGUACGAUUCUGUCGGCUCUGCGCUCUCCCUCGCGCCCCUCUCCCUCCUCACCGCCUCCGCCCGCUCCUCCGCCUUUGAAGCCGCCUUCUCCUUCACCUUCCUUGCUGAUGCCUGCGCUGCUAAUGUGAGCGUGGGCCGCGGCUUUGCCUUUGUUCUCACUAGCGGCGCUACAACUGCCCUUGGGAAGGCAAAUGCAAGCUCCGUCGGAUAUGGCUCAGCCAAUGGGACGUUCGCCAGGAGUGUGGCAGUGGAGUUCCGCCUGUGCCCUGUACCCUGUAUAGCUGUCUCCUCUAAGGGAGUUGUGGCGGGAGACGGCUGCGCUAACGCUGAGUAUGGCGUGACACUUUCAGAUCCAGAGGCCUUCCCUCUCAACACACAGCAGCACGCUUGGAUGACCUACCACGGGCCUUCCCAGACGCUCAGCGUGUUCCUCGGAGGAGCUUCCUCUGCUUCUGCCACUUAUUCUGAUUCGUCAUCAGCUUCCUCCACUUCCUCCACUUCCUCCUCCACGUCACCGCCGGUCAAGCCAGCUGUACCAGUGCUCACUGCCCACGUGGACAUCCCAGCCAUCCUCGGCGCCACGUCAGCGUCGGUCGGAUUCACAGCUGGCACGUGGUGGUGGCAGUGGGGGGCGAACGAGCGCCACAUCAUUCACGACCUGGCGUUCGUGGGAGGAACCUUUUUUGAGACUUCCAACGUGACUGCAGAGCUCACAGUUCGGUUCGACCCGGCAAAACAGACAGAGCUGGGUGCUUUUUCCGUGUCAACCACUCAACCAAGCAGCACCACAUCCAGCAGCAGCAACAGCAGCAGCAGCGACAGCAGCAGCACUCCAACCACCACCACCACCACCAACAACACCAGCACAUCUGUCUCUCUUGCAUCGCUCACCCCCGACUCGACACCGCCCAUCGUGGAGCUCCAUUUCACUCCCCAAGGCAGCAGCAGCAGCGUGCUUCCAGGGGCUCCAAGGACGCCUGUUUCUCGGCAUCAGAUCACUGCCUCUCGCCCCGCUGUGCGGGCACAUGUGUAUGUGUCCAACAUGGAGGAUCGACCCAUGGCUGACGUGGCAGUAACGGCACGCAUCACCUACCCCAACGACACCGACGCCUCCCACUGCUUCGUCUUCAGCGACCCACUGCUGCAGGGGAUUGACGACGUCAGCGGUGCAGGUACCAUCCUGUCAAAUGCUUUUGCCAGCAUCGAUUGGCUGUUUCUGCCACUUGACUGCGCCGCCUCAGCUGCUCCCACGAACUUCCAGCUGGGCGGCAGUCUUCAGUACACACUGCGAGACCCAUCAGCAUCUGUGACACCAACGCCAUCACUUUCUGCUGCUGCUGAAGGCACAUCAGCGCCACCACCAUCAUCACCACCAGCAUCAGCACCUGCAACAGCACCAGCGCCAGCAGAGGCGGUGCCAGCAGAGGCGGUGCCAGCAGAGGCGGUGCCAGCAGAGGCGGUGCCAGCAGAGGCGGUGCCAGCAGAGGCGGUGCCAGCAGAGGCGGUGCCAGCAGAGGCGGUGCCAGCAGAGGCGGUGCCAGCAGAGGCGGUGCCAGCAGAGGCGGUGCCAGCAGAGGCGGUGCGAGAGCUGGUGGAGGUGACGAGUGUGCGAGUGACGGUGGCCCCUCCUCCCGAGCUGCAAGUGCAUUACUUUGUGCCCCGGCACGUGCAAGGAGACGACCUCACCACUCCUCAGGUCCGCAUGGGGAGAGUGGGCAUCGGAGAGUGGGCGAGUGGGAAUACUGGCAAGGCUGUGGAGGCACCGGUGCCAGUCACGCUUGGAGCACUCUUUUACAACGCCGGCCACGGCACAGCUGCUGCUAUCACCACACAGUCACUGCUGCCCACUGCUUCCACCACCACCACCACCACUGCUGUCGGCACCACCACUGCUGCAAGGAUCACCACCGCUGCUGACGUGGGCGCUACAACCACAAGUAACGGCGGGACCACAACGGGUGACACGAGCAGUGCCGCCAUGAGUUUCAACAUCACCAAGACAGUGCUGGGCAAUGAGCCGCAGCCGACAUCCUUCUCCGUGAAGGUGGGAAGCAUCCCUCCUUCCGCUACAGCCAUGGUGCGCUGGACCAUAGAAUCCAGCCUUACAGGCACAUUCGAUACAGUCACCACCACCACCACCACCACCUCCUCCUCCCCGCUCACCGGCCUCUCCCCCAUUCUCGAGUCAGUUGACAUUCACAACCUCGUGCACGUCGUCUACCUACCCGACUCUGCUUCAGACGACGGGCUGCCGGAUUUCCUGGUGGACGAUGAUGGGGACGAGCAGCCGGAGGCCAUCUACAGCAGCGCUGGUAACCGCGUGCUGCCCGUAACCGCCGUGCCCUCUGCUGCUCUCACGCUCGGCCGCCCGCUCUUCACCAGCGAGACGCGCGCCAAGCUCACUGUCGCUGUAAACUGGUCUGCCCUCGCACCAGCAGCAGCAGGGGGGUGGGCGCACAUGUCAUUUGCAUCGCAGCUGCCGUCGCACUGCUGGAAUCUCACCGCUGCUCUCCGAUCCAACGGCUCUCAGCUGCCCGUGCCCUUCAACACCUGGUCCUCCUUCUCCUCCUCCCCCGCUGCUCCCACUGCCACCGCUGCUGCCCCUGCCCCUGCCACUUCAACCACCACUGCCCCUGCUUCUUCCACCCCUGCUUCUUCCACCCCUGCUUCUUCCACCCCUGCUUCUCCUGCUUCUGACACCACUCACAUUCUUGACUUUGUCUCCUCUCCCUCCUACACUCUCUUCUUCUCUUACUAUGAUCAGACCCUCUCCUUCCCCCACCUCUCCCCCUGCUUCCAGGCUGUCAUGCCUCCCCCUCCCUCCCCCCCCAACCCUCCCCCUUCCCCUCCCCCUCGCCCACCCCCCCGCCCCCCUCCAAACCCUCCAAGGCCUCCCCCAAAACCCUCGCCUCCCCCCCGCCCACCCCCAAGUCCCCCCAGGCCCCCAUCUCCCCCACCCCGACCUCCCCCGAAUCCCCCCAAGCCUCCCCCUCCGCCUUCCCCUCCCCCACGCCCUCCCCCUCGCCCUCCUUCCCCCCCUCCCAAGACUUCAACCACUGGUAAGCCCCCUCCCUCCCCUCCCCCUAAGCCUCCGCCCUCCCCUCCCCCUAGGCCUCCGCCCUCCCCUCCCCCUAGGCCUCCGCCCUCCCCUCCCCCUAAGCCUCCACCCUCCCCUCCCCCUAGACCACCCCCAAGCCCCCCACCACUGAAAUCACUCACAAGUUCUCCCCCACCAAGACCCCCUCCCUCUCCUCCCCCCAAACCUCCUCCAUCUCCUCCUCCCAAACCACCUCCCAUACCUCUGAAACCCCCUCCCAGCCCACCUCCUAAAAAGCCCAGCCCCCCACCACCGAAACCCCCUCCUCCCAGGCCCCCACCACCCAAGCGCAGGGACCGCGACAGAGACGGCUCCUGCAGCAAGUCCGGCGGCUGCACCGGCAGCGGCAGCGGCAGCCGCCAGAAAACUGGCACUGGCCAGCAGGGCGACGGCUCCUGCAGCAAAUCCGGCGGCUGCACAGGCAGCGGCGGCGGCGGCCGGCAGGGCAGCAGCCGGCAGGGCGGAAGCGGCGCAGGCGGGCGCGGAGGCGGAGCGGGACGAACGGGGAGCGGCGCUGGCGCGGGUGCGGGUCGCGGCGGGCAGCUGGGCGGGAGCAACAGCGCUGGCAAGGUGCGACAAGGCAAGAAGGGCGGCGGAAACUGCAGCGGCAGCGUGUCCGGCUCGUGCAACGGCGGGGGCGGAGGGUCGGGGAGAAACGCGGCGGCGGCGAGCAUUCAGAGUGCGGGGUACGUGGUGGCGGACAACCGGGAGAGGGAUCGCAAGAGGGACGGGUCUGGCGACCAGGACCGCGACCGCGACCGCAAGCGCGACGGCUCCGGCUCCUCUGGUUCCUCCUCGUGCUCGCGAUCUGGCGGCUGCACUGGCAGCGGCAGCGGUGCUGGUCGGCAGGGUUCGGAGCAGCAGCAGAGCCGCGGUCGUGGCGCAGGUGCAGGCGGAGCGGGCAGCAUGAGUGGAGGGGGCGGGCGGCAGGGAGCGGCUGGACGCACGGGCGCGGGCGCAGGGAAGGGGGCUGGCGCGGGGUUGAGGGGGAGCGGUGGGGGAGGCGGGAACUGCAACGGAAGUGGGUCUGGGUCUGGAAACUGCAAUGGGAGUGGUGCGGGCAGGAAAGGGAGUGGUGGGGGAGGUGGUGGGAACUGCAAUGGAAGCGGGUCUGGAAACUGCAAUGGGAGUGGUGCAGGCAGGAAGGGAGGGAGGAAGGGGGGACGCGGGGACAAUGACGACAAUGACGGCGAUGACUAG
Closterium sp. NIES-65 is the source of this 6933-nucleotide messenger RNA. NCBI's taxonomy places the organism in Eukaryota, Viridiplantae, Streptophyta, Zygnematophyceae, Desmidiales, Closteriaceae. The record is from the annotation of a GenBank genome assembly.